Messenger RNA from Mastomys coucha (southern multimammate mouse), 3039 nucleotides. RefSeq names its product ectonucleoside triphosphate diphosphohydrolase 4 (gene Entpd4). Gene Ontology annotation, molecular function: nucleoside diphosphate phosphatase activity. Gene Ontology annotation, biological process: nucleoside diphosphate catabolic process. The transcript is spliced from 13 exons. Gene Ontology annotation, cellular component: membrane. Bases 240 to 2081 code for a protein of 613 amino acids. NCBI's taxonomy places the organism in Eukaryota, Metazoa, Chordata, Mammalia, Rodentia, Muridae. The record is from RefSeq and is a predicted model, not a curated record.
GGCGCGAGCUGUGACGUGACGUUGGCGGGCGCGCGCAGCGUGGCUCCCGGAAAAGAGCCGAACCUCCGGGAAGCUGGUGGCCGGGAUGCGGUGUGCUAGUGGCCGCCCGCCCCCCCGGAUCCGAGGUCCGCCCAGCAGGGCGGUUCAGACUACAUGAAGACAUCAGCUCUGAUUCUGUCAUUGUGGGUGACGAGAACUGACUCCCACAACAUCGCCUGGACCUUGCUUGGCCUUUCAGUAUGGGGAGGAUUGGCAUCUCCUGUCUCCUUCCUGCCUCUUGGCAUUUUAGCAUCUCUCCAGUAGGCUGUCCUCGAAUUCUGAACACCCAUUUACGACAAAUCGUUCUCAUCAGCAUCCUGGCUGCAGCUGUCUCCCUUUUAUACUUCUCUGUUGUCAUAAUCCGCAGCAAGUAUGGGUGGCUGUCAAAGGACAAGAAAUUUCAAAGGUACUUGGCCCGAGUCACAAACGUUGAGGCUACAGAUACCAACAACCCCAACGUGAACUAUGGCAUUGUGGUGGACUGCGGCAGUAGUGGGUCUCGGAUAUUUGUCUAUUGCUGGCCUCGGCACAACGGCAAUCCUCAUGAUCUGCUGGACAUCAGACAGAUGAGGGACAAAAACCGGAAGCCGGUGGUGAUGAAAAUUAAGCCUGGUAUCUCAGAGUUUGCUACCUCUCCAGAAAAAGUCAGCGAUUACAUUUCUCCGCUUCUGAGCUUUGCUGCAGAACAUGUGCCUCGGGCAAAACACAAAGAGACACCUCUCUACAUUCUCUGCACAGCUGGAAUGAGAGUCCUUCCUGAAAGCCAGCAGAAAGCCAUCCUGGAGGACCUCCUGACCGACAUCCCUGUGCACUAUGACUUCCUGUUUUCUGACUCCCAUGCCGAAGUCAUCUCAGGAAAACAAGAAGGUGUGUAUGCUUGGAUUGGCAUUAAUUUUGUCCUCGGACGGUUUGAGCAUAUUGAGGAGGAUGAUGAGGCGGUUGUGGAAGUCAACAUUCCCGGCAGCGAGAGCAGCGAGGCCAUCCUGCGGAAAAGGACAGCUGGUGUCCUUGACAUGGGAGGCGUGUCUACCCAGAUCGCGUACGAAGUCCCCCAGACUGUAAGCUUUGUGUCCUCACAGCAGGAAGAAGUAGCUAAAAACUUGUUAGCUGAAUUCAACCUGGGGUGUGAUGUCCACCAGACCGAGCAUGUGUACCGCGUCUACGUGGCCACAUUUCUUGGGUUUGGUGGUAAUGCCGCUCGGCAGAGAUAUGAAGACAGACUAUUUGCCAGCACAGUUCAGAAAAACAGGCUCCUGGGUAAACAGACUGGUCUGACUCCUGAUGCUCCAUUCCUGGACCCCUGCUUGCCUCUGGACAUUAAGGAUGAGAUCCAGCAAAACGGGCAGACCCUGUAUCUUCGGGGGACAGGAGACUUUGACCUGUGUCGUGAAACCCUCCAGCCUUUCAUGAACAAAACCAAUGAGACGCAAACUUCCCUCAAUGGCGUCUACCAGCCUCCAAUCCACUUCCAGAACAGUGAAUUCUAUGGCUUCUCUGAGUUCUACUAUUGCACCGAGGAUGUCUUGCGAAUGGGGGGAGACUACAAUGCUGCUAAAUUUACUAAAGCUGCCAAGGAUUACUGUGCAACAAAGUGGUCAAUCCUGCGGGAACGCUUUGACCGAGGACUCUAUGCCUCUCAUGCCGACCUCCAUCGACUGAAGUAUCAGUGUUUCAAAUCAGCCUGGGUGUUUGAGGUGUUCCAUAGAGGCUUCUCCUUUCCUGUCACAUACAAAAAUCUGAAGACGGCCUUGCAGGUGUAUGACAAGGAAGUGCAGUGGACCCUGGGAGCCAUCCUUUACAGGACCCGCUUUCUGCCCUUGAGAGACAUCCGGCAAGAGGUGUUCCGAGCUGGCCACACACACUGGCGGGGUGUGUCCUUCGUUUACAACCAUUAUCUGUUCUUCGGCUGCUUCCUGGUUGUCCUUCUGUCCAUCCUUCUCUACCUGCUGCGGCUGCGACGUAUCCACCGCAGGGCACCCCGCACUGGCUCUCUGUGGAUGGAGGAAGGCCUGCCCUCCCAGAAGGGCCCUGGGCCCUUGUGACAGACUCUGUGUCAGCCUGAAGAAGACUCUACAGGAAAAGCCAUUUUUGCCUCAGGGUUUCUCGUAUACUCAGACGGUUUUGUUUGUCCCUUUCCUUUCUGUCACAAAAACCCUCUGAUUGUAAACCCUGCUGUCUAGAGGUACUACCAGUUUGAACACAGCUUUAAAUGGAGGAGUGGGAAUAGGGAAUUCGCUUGGCUCAGGCCGCACAGCAUCUGCCGCACAUCAGUAAGGUUUGUAGAACUCGCUGCACUUUCAGCACAUGCACUUGGACACAUGUGCAAGCGGACAGUGGCAAGUUCCCAUCAGCGCGGGUGGGACUUCAGAGUGUCCUGGGACAGAACCAAGCUGUACGUUAUACACUCUUUCCUCUCCAAACACCUCAACCUAGAAAGGAGGCGUUUGGUUUUAUUGCUGCUCAGGUCUGUCACCAUCAGUGUUUUCUUGGCAGAUUUAAGACUUUGGUCUUUCAUACGAAAAAUUGACAAGAUGAUGGCACAGGGAGGUGACACUGAAGAGUAGUCAGUGAUGAGAGCUACUGAGGAGAGCCGUGCCCUGCUGCAGGCAAGCACACACUUGUAAAGUAGCCACACUUGCCCUGUGCUUGGGAACUCUGUCGCCCUCUCAGAGUGGCCUUGGGUUUUGUUUGCUUAUUUGUUUUGUUUGUUUGUUUUUAACGUUGCCCUGGUUUAGUGGUCUGAGAGCCGAGUGUGCCCUGCAGGCACCUGGCACUUCUGAGCCACAGGUCAGUGCCGUGGAGCUGCUCCAGGCUCUUCCUCUUCCAAGCUGUCACCCCACUGUUCAGAUCUCUUCACUGUUUUUCUUCAGUACGCCCCACACAUUGCUUGACAGUCCUUGUUGUCACUCUGUGGUUGCAGCUGUCAUUGGCAACUGUAAGCCCACACCGUGGAAGAGCCUGAAUUUAAAAUAAGAAAUAAAUGCACAUGUUGAAAACAAA